UGGCGUUGCUGUUGCAGCAGAUGUUGAGUGUUGUGGUUUCCUUUUCCGAUUUGUGGAGAUCUGUAUCUUAUUUCGCUCUUGAGACCUCAUACAUAGAACGCCCGUUUUCACAUAUUGUUUUUCGCAGUUAUUUUUUGAUUUUGAGGCGUUGAGAGACCCUUUUGGCUUGUCGCAGCAGUAUCUAAUCUUAGUAAUAUUUUCCCUAACUUUAUUGUUUGUUUUUGCUGACUCAUCCACCCACGGCUUUUGCCCUUGCUCUCAAGAGGAAGACGGGCACGGCGACCUUUCCUCAUCUCAUUUUUUUGCACAUUUACACCAUGCUCCCUUCAGUUUUGCACCAGGCCCCGCCGGCGCGGUUUCAGAAACUUGUUCAGGCGGUGGAGCAGUUGGCGCCGCCGAGUUUGGCGGAAGGUUGGGACAAUGUCGGACUGCUGCUGGACUGUCUAGACGAAACUAGAUGGAGCGAAUCUUCCUUCAAGCCAAGAAUAUUCCUCUGCAACGACUUGACCGAACGCGUUGCGGAGGAGGCAAUUACCAAAAAGGUCGACUGCGUUGUCACCUAUCACCCCACACCGUUCGCGAAGUUUAGAACCGUUACGCGAACGACGCACAUUGGUCGUGUUGUGCUAUCUAUGGUACAACAACUUGUAUAUUGAUUUACACGACAGAGCUCUUGUUCUUAGCUUCCUUUUUCUUCCACACCUUCAAUAGCGCGCUCGGAAUCAAUUCUUUUUCUUCCACAGCGUCACACUGAACGACGUCGAUGACCCAUCAGAAACGCAUGGUGGAUGUUCUUCUGUCACAACUACUGUCUUGCAACCACAAAAUAAACGCAGAUAACGAACCGUAUCCCGGUCUACGCAACGCACACCUGCCUGGACUGUGUCAACAACGGGUUGAAUGAUUGGCUCAUCAACGCGUUUCCCAAUGUCGGAGAGAUUCUUCCGUGCAACCCACUAGAUGCGAAGCGACCAAACCUCGGCUCCGGCCGCGUUGGAAGUUUGCCCAUGGCAAUCACAAUCGACGACGCCGUCGGCCACGUCAAGACACUCACAGGGCUCAAGCAUGUCCGCAGAGCCGACCCAGUCGAUGGUGCAUUUUUUUUAUAACAGUUUUUCACUGCUUCUGGUUCUGUCUGGCAACUUUUUGUAGAGGAAAUUUAUUUUGUUUUUUAGGUGGGUGAGCAACGGCAAACAAGUUCCCUCGCACGGUUGCCAUGUUGUCAUUCAUGUCUACUUCAAUACGGACCGAACGCAAAUCAGGCUCGCAGAAACCAAUCCGAAGAGUCGCUGUUUGUGCGGGGUCGGGCGGCAGUGUGUUUAAGGAUUACACUAUCCAAUGUAAAAGCGUACCUAUCUUCCCUACUUCAUCCUCGCGAUACAGAUUAUUUGCAUGCCCAUGACGUGGGUCAUGCGUGCCCCUGUGGCACCCAUUUUGUAAUCGCGUUUGGAAAUUUCUUAUGCUGUAAUCAGAAAAAGAGAGCGCAAGCGGGUUUGUGCUGCGGAUAGAUUAGUUGAUUGUGGGGUCGGUACGUUUUUACUCAGGAGAUAAAUGAGCAAAAAUCCGGGAAGCGUGCCCGAUCUUUUUCUCACCGGCGAGAUGUCACACCAUGAUGUGCUGGAGCUGAACCAAAAUGGCGCCUUCGUCAUCCUCACCGAGCAUUCCAACAGCGAGCGACCCUUUCUCCCCGUGUUUCGCGAACGUCUGUUGGGCCUCUACCCCGACGCAGAAGUCGUGAUCAGCGAAAUAGACGCGGAUCCCUUGUUUGUGGCGUAGAUUAAAAAUGUUGAGUUGCACAGUCAGUGCACUGAAGCCAACAGCAAACCGGGAUUGAUUUCUUGUACUCAACAUGAUUUUACCGACGCACGAACAAGCCUACAUUUAUACGCAUCAUAGUCAUACAUGGAUGAAUCUAACUUGGGAAUAGAGAACUUUUCGGAACGAACAAAAGUCCAUGUACUAAAGCAGCUCAAUCCACCACGCGAUACAUGUGUAUAACGCCAUAGCAGUGC
Molecule: messenger RNA, 2012 nt
Organism: Amoebophrya sp. A120
Lineage: Eukaryota; Dinophyceae; Syndiniales; Amoebophryaceae
Source: the annotation of a GenBank genome assembly